This is a messenger RNA of Acaromyces ingoldii, 2574 nucleotides long. RefSeq lists its product as hypothetical. Bases 1 to 2574 code for a protein of 857 amino acids. Gene Ontology annotation, biological process: regulation of DNA-templated transcription. Lineage: Eukaryota; Fungi; Basidiomycota; Exobasidiomycetes; Exobasidiales; Cryptobasidiaceae. Gene Ontology annotation, molecular function: DNA-binding transcription factor activity, RNA polymerase II-specific; zinc ion binding. The record is from RefSeq and is a predicted model, not a curated record. The transcript is spliced from 5 exons.
AUGGCGAGAGUCGUCAGCCUCAGAGCCCGGGCAUGCAUGCAUACAUGCAUGGUCCCCCAGCUGGCCGGCAAGAGCCGCCAGAACAUAUCUUCAAGGCAUUGGCGGCAGGGUCAUAACCAGAGAAGCCCGUUCUGGUCCCAGCGCGGCGACGAGGGCGAAGAUCGGACAUAUGCUGCCCGGCCCCACCUAGAGCAACGGCAGCAACAUCGACGACCUUCUUCUCCACCAUCUCCCAUGCACUAUGAACCUCACCCUGUCUCAUCAUCCCAGUCUCGGUCUGGCUACUCUCCACAAGACCCGAGCAUUCGCAAGCGACGUCUCACCGACGAGAUCUACCUCGUCUUCCUCUGCAAGUCGAUCGCCGCCUCUCCUGGCCGGGUUCGACCGUCCUUUGCACCAGCACGCCGUCUACGAUCAACAUUCGGUGCCGUCGGCUCUUCACGAAGCCGAUUUCCGCGAUACCGAAGCGGGCAUCAUUGGGCCAGGUCGUGGACUAGUGUUUUCGGCGCUUUGCCCGGCGAUCUUGAUGGGGGCCACAAGCGCACGUCCGAGAGUGGCUCGCCUGUAUCGGGAUCUGCUUCGACAACGGCUGGAGAAGCUGGACAGGCGACAGGAUUGCACUCGCCUUCUCUCUCAUCUUCCAAUGCCCCGGCAGCAGAUGGAACGAAGGCACAGGAAGAACCAAAAACAGACACGAUGAUAGUCGUUCAGCCGUGCACCAAUUGCGUCCGCUCCGGCAUCAUCUGCUGCUAUUCCAAGCGGCAGCUGAAGAGGGGCCCAAGCAAAGGCUAUAUUAAAGAUCUUGAAAGGCGGUUGGACUCGUUGGAGAACCACCUCUCGGCAACUGCUACAACGGCCGCCCCUGCGACCAGCCAUACUGGAGGUCCCGAUAGCAGCGAGUCGAAUCAACAAGGGCAGAAACAAGCUCAACAGCACGAGAAACCGGAGGAGAGACUCAUCAGGCUGGAGAAUGCCCUGUCAGCGACGUCAAAGAAGCUGCAAGCGUCAGCAUCGCCAGAGGUCGAUCACGGCACUUCAUCGAGGAAUGACGGAGACGAGGAGCGAGAGCUUACGGAAGCGUACGAGAUCGACGAAGAAGAGGAGGACGACUUCAGCAAUGAGACGUCACUGGAGGCGAUGCCUUCAGGUCGGGUCGUGACAAAAGACGUCAGAGACGACUUCGCUAGAACCGACGUCGGCGCCUGCGUGCCUAUCGUAAUAUCGGGUUCCGGCGAGACUGCAGACCGUGCGCUGCUCCACGACGCCGUUGUGCUCGUUCUGAGCGGGUCGUCCCCGUCACCCGAACAUGCUCGAUCGCAAGCUGCGAAGCUCGAGAGAAUUAUUGGUCAGGCGAUCACUGGUUCAGCUCGAGCCACUCCUUCUGAACCAAUGCAGAGCGCGGUCGCCCUACGAAUGGGUUGCGAGAUGAACAAUACUCAGCGUGCAAAUGAGGCCGACGCCCUCAUGCUCUGCUACCUUGCGGGGCUCUGCCAAGGCCGUGCAGAUGGUGCAAUCCUUGCGGCUGCCGCUUCGAAGCUCGUUGUUCGGGACAAUAGUGAUCUCCGCCGUCGAACCAUUGCAGCUAUCUUAGAUUGUUGGCAUACCACCGCCUUCAAUGCUCCGCAGCAAGUCUCGAUGCCCAGUGCCAACCAUUCGAUCGAGAGCCUUGUCGCCACAAUAGGUCUCAACGAGACGUCGUCGAUGCCAGGCGCUGCAGCCGAAUUGCUUAGAUGCGCAUUCGUGAUCAGCCAGCUUCGCGAUAUGCUACAAUCAAAGCAAAGGUCAUGGGAAGACAUUUCCUCUGGCGAUGUCGAAGUCAUGUUCUCAAAUUUGGGGCCAGCCCACGUCGAAGAUCAGCCGAACAACGUCAGCAAGAGCACGGUUCUGAGGCCUCUGCUGAGAGAUGCUAUCCGCCUUUAUCAUCGGCUACAUCGCCAGCACUCGCUUUUUGCCGCUGGCGGUGCAGAUGGCGACGGAAACGCAUCCUUGGCUGCCUCUGUCGCUGGUCUUCUAUAUCUCGUUGAGGGCGUUUGCAGCAUCGGUUCAGAGGAUCCAAGUAUGGCCGACUCGAUGCAGACGCUGCUGCGCUGCUUCGCUGGACCCCACGUCCUUGCAAUCGCUUCCGUCGCCUUGGCCUUCAUCUCCAACUACCUGGCUUACUCCGUCGCCCAGGCAGUUUACCCGUCGGUGAGCGAAAGCGUGAGAUCGCGCAACCUCUCGACAUUAAAACACCCUCAGCGACGGACCCACGACCUGCUUCAACAUCUUGCCUCCAUCACCCUCUCUGCGGGCAGAGAAGAUACUGGCCCCUUUAAUUUUCUCUACUUGCGACUGACUGCCUUCAUUCGCUCGACUAUCGACAACAUCGUAGAGUUGGGCGAUUUGACGAGCGUACGUACAGCCGAGGAUCUCCCGAAGAGCAGCCCAGCAAGAAGAGGCUCAUUCGAACAGAUGGAGUCCGAGGCUCUUGACUUUGCCAGGUCCAUCGAGGAGUUGGGGCCGUUAGGACUGGUGCUGUGCGCCACUUCAGAACAAGAGGCUUGGGGGCUGUUGCGAAACCGCAGCCCUCGCUGA